Messenger RNA from Ziziphus jujuba (common jujube), 641 nucleotides. RefSeq lists its product as uncharacterized. The transcript has a single exon. Lineage: Eukaryota; Viridiplantae; Streptophyta; Magnoliopsida; Rosales; Rhamnaceae. The coding region runs from base 16 to 399 and encodes 127 amino acids. The record is from RefSeq and is a predicted model, not a curated record.
UUACAAACCUCGACAAUGUUUGCUCGCAUUAACAUUCCAAACAGAGUCUUUGGAAAAAUCUCUAUAAAUAGCGAGGAAAGCUUGGGACAGAGACAGAGAGAAACAGAGAUCAGGGAAAAGGAAAAAUUAAAGAGCAGAGGAGGAGGAGGAAUGGAGUCGGUUGCUAGGCCAGCAGAAGGCAAGAUAGGAGGUGGAGGAGGGGCCAAUGGGCCAUAUACAAGAGAGAGGUGCGGACACUUUCAGAUGCCGCUGCACUAUCCCAGGUACAGCCGAGCCGACUACGAGACCAUGCCGGAGUGGAAGCUUGACUGUUUGCUUAACGAGUAUGGACUUCCCAUCACUGGUGAUGUCCACCAGAAGAGGAAGUUUGCCAUGGGAGCUUUCCUUUGGCGUUAUUGAUUAUUUACUUCUUCUUCUUCUUCUUUUAAUUAUCUAACUUAUGCUUAAUUUUUACCUUUGUUUCUUUUAAUGUACUAGUUUAUUGUAUAUUUUAUGUAUCUGGCUAUUAUUUAGCGUGGUAUAAUGAAUAAUAGUUUAGUUCUGUUUCCCGUGGCCAGAUUUUAGAUUUUGGUUCUAAUAUAUGUAUGUGGAUUAUCGUGAUGAUGAAUGAAAAUCCGGUUUUCUACUCGUUGUAAAUUAAA